AUGAACGGUCCCCGCCCUCCCAUCAAGCAGUUUGGCUUGACGCAGAUCUAUACUCCGCGUGACGACCCGACGAUCGAUAUCGUCUUCGUGCAUGGCCUGAAUGGCCACCCUCAGAACUCUUGGACGAGCAAAGUCACUGGUUGCUUUUGGCCAGUCGAUCUCCUACCUGAUAUCCUCGCCGCACAGCGCCCGCGCAUCCUUACCUACGGCUACAAUGCAAAUGUUACUGCCUUCACCGAUGGAGUGUCUAGAGACACAGUUGUGAGUCAUGCUGAGACGCUUGCCUCAAGCCUCGCUGCCAAUCGAAAUUUGCGAAAUGCCACCAACCGUCCGAUUGUCUUCAUCUGUCACUCACUGGGAGGUCUGGUCGUAAAAAGGGCCCUGAUCUACUCCCGUAGUCUCUCAAAUGAGAAGACCGAGCAUCUGCGCUCGGUCUAUGUCUCUACCUUCGGCAUUCUCUUCCUUGGAACACCCCAUAAUGGAUCCGACAUCGCGAAAUGGGGUCUACUUCUGAACAACAUAUGCAACGCCGUCCUCCCAAAAAAAUUCCUGGAGACAUCUCCACAGUUGGUCAAGACGCUGCGAGCUAAUAAUGAGACCCUGCAGCAUAUCAACAGCUUGUUUGUCGACAUCAUGGGCCGCUUCCACAUCUACUUCUUCCACGAGACUCGAUCCACCGACGUACGAGGCACCCGGGAAGUGAUCGUUGACGAGCACUCGGCGGCGCCAUAUAUGGAUGGCGUUGAACGAAUGGGAAUCGAGGCCGAUCACAGCCACAUGUGUAAAUUCGAUGACGAUAAUGCCGCAGGCUACGAAGCCGUCGCAGAAGCAAUCCUUCGCUAUUCGCGCCAGGCUCCGACUGUGAUUUCGGCUCGCUGGAUAGAAGAGAGGAACGUCCGCACUCAGGAGAAGAAAGCAAAGGCAAGGGAAAUAUAUGAUGGUGAGUGGAAAUCUAUUUACCCCCAAAGCCAUCUGAAACUGACUGUUUCAGCUGGAACAGAGGAACCGAUCAACCAAAGCAUGCCCGAUUUGAACAGAGUUGGUAGGGCUACACACUUCCUCCCCGGACCGGAAGCGUCUGUCACUUUGAGGGACUAUGAGAUUGAGGAGCCUCCCGUUGAAGGAUCUUUCCGGCGCCAAUCCGUACCAACUCUACCACGCGCCCCUGCAUCAGAGGGCCGCAACUCCCCAGUCUCAGAGCUAGGGAACAGUGGUCUUCUUCAACUUUCCCAUUACUCCAAUAAUGGAAAUGUACCUCCUUUCUUUGUGGCACCACCAGGCUUCCAUCCGAACGCUACAUUCUUUGGCAUGCAAAAAGAACUCGAAAUAUUGCAUAACCGACUUUUUAGGACCUCAGCGCGCGCAAAGCGGACCAUGGCAAUCUUGAUAUCUGGUGUUCCUGGAUCUGGAAAAACACACCUUGCAAGACAGUAUGUCUUUACUCAGCGUGACUGCUACCCAGGAGGCAUAUUCUGGAUUGACUCCAAGUCUCGCGAAGCUUCAUAUAAAUGCUUUUGGGAGAUCGCGCAAGCAGCGUCUCUAAUCGAGAAAAGAGAAUCCACAGAUGUGGACCUGAACCCGGCCCAGACAUACGUGAAUGAAGUUCGCAACUGGCUUCAAAAUCGUCAAGACUGGCUCCUGGUUUUCGACGGCAUCACAUUCAGCGAUGAGAAUGAAAUCAACCUUUUCAGGAACUUUUUGCCCUGGAACAGGAACUGCAGCAUCAUUUAUACAUCGGUGGACACGACACUGCGGAAAAAGCAAAGGCUAUACGAGCCGUACUGCUUGAUGAUCUCCCGGUUGCAUGUCGAGGAUGCUUGCAAGCUUCUGUUCAAGGAUCUUGGAAUCACUCGCCCUACACCCGAGCAGGUAGUCAAAGCGACUCGGAUAGUCGAGUACUACGAAUGCUUGCCUUUGGCAAUCCAUGCAAUUGGCCAUCGUUUGAACGCAACCGGCAAACCGAUCGAAAAAUAUCAUGUCAAAUCACAAGUGACUGACAAAAAGCUUGCAGAGCCAUUUUUGAGCAUCAUGAAUGACCUUUUCCGACUGAAGCAAGAACAGGCACUCCGUCUGAUCAAUCUUCUUUCUUUCCUUGGUCACCAGGUGCCAGUGGGUCUUCUGGAUCUGGGAAGAAGCGUCAUGACAGAAGAAAAUCUAGAGAUUCAGACCAGUGCCCGGACAGGAGAUGUUCCUGAUUUGGAUACCACACUCGGAACUCUCAUCCACUAUGGUUUGAUUGAGCGAACUUCGGAUGCCGACGUUCUUCAGCAAAGAUCUUCCAUGCAUAGUUCUGAUUCGGACGCCAAGAACAUUCCAGAUCUCUCGGAUUCCUUGACGGAGAGCAGCCAAGAAGAGUUCUUCUCUAACUAUCGACACAAUUCAGCGGUCGAUGUUAUCAAGAUCCACAGCGUGGUGCAAGGUUUCUGUCGCGAUGAGUUGCGAAUCCAAGACGAAGAACUCAAAGGUGUCCUUAGAAAGGGCGAGGAUGGUUACUUCGACAUGUGGCUGAUGACGGCCACCAGGUUUCUUCUCAAGUCAUACGGAAUAGCCGUCGAAAGAAUGGACACUUACCCUGACUGUGGCCUGGUUCGGGACUACCGAGAAUAUGAAACUCAUGCUUCCAGACUGGCUGAGCUCUACCCAAAGAAAGCUUUGAUGGGCUUCCAUUCCCCAAGACUUAAGAAGACACGAGAGCAACUGCGACAACUGAUGAAGAAGAUAAGCAAGCGGAUCCAGGACAUCUCUCCGAGCUCCUCACAAGACUUAAUCCAGCAUCAGAAGUCGGUCUUCGACCGGUCGAGCAGCUCGUCUUCUUCGUAUCGGGAGUCAUCUGCUGGGGGAGGUUUGUCCCGCAGGUCUACAUUCAACUUCAGUGAUAUGGGGACACCGCGGGCGGAGUCUCCUGAGCAGAUUAUUGUGCGCCCUCGUUUCAAAUUGGAGCUUUUCCCGCCACAUAUAUACCGCCAGACCGGAUAUGAGUCGGAGGAGGGAUACGAGACAGACGGAGAGGCCAAGGGAGGGCUGCAAAUCUCCCCGGCUUUGUCACAGGCCAGCCAGACUACAGAAAAGCCCAAGAUGUCGCCUCCGUCAACAAAUCCACCAGGACUUUCUGCCAAAUGGGGCUGGCACAAGGCCAACCGAGCCCAAGAGCAAAGACGUCCUAGCCAGGGAAAUUCAAAGAAGAGGGCAAAUAGCCCCAUCAAAGUCAGCCAUCGAUUUAGAGAUACCAAGGCCGACACUCCGCUGGCCGAGGUCUCUUCGGUUCAAGGACUUGGCUCAUCGAGUCGUACGCCAUUUUCAGACACAAGGAGAUUCUCAACCUCUGCCUCAGAAGCAGAAAAAGCAUUAGCGGCCGUUCGUCGAUCUAGUAGAUCACAAGCUCCCGAACCCCAGCUACCUACGAUUACUCCACCAAUGAACCACGAGAUCAUGCCGGGAUUGCCCAGGCUUGAAAAUGUGGCUGCUCGGCGCAUAUCAGAGGUGGAGGCCACAGUCAAGCGCCCAUCAUCAGUUCCAGUAUCUCGAGCAAUGGAUCAUUCCAGUGGGCUACCAAUGAAGUCUUCCAUUGAAUCCCUCGAUGGCAGAGCAGGCUACGCCUUUGCGUCACCAUUAUCCCACGAAUGGACAACCCGUGAACUGAUGGAGCCAAUAUCCCGACUCACUUACAGCGAGUCUGGAAUCGAGGGAUUCAACAACGCAAUAAACGAUGCGGACUUCCAUACAGCACCUGGAUCUCGUGCCCCUUCUCGGCGUGCCUCGAUCGCACAGCUUGAGCCUCCGCGAAGCCUAUCUGCAAGCGUGCCAACUCUCAUUCCAUUCCCGCCUCCCCUACCAUACGAUGAGGAUAUUUCCAUCACCCGCCCAAGGCGCAGGAGAUCGUCACAACUAGCAUCGGGCUCUGCCACUCCCUCCCAUCCAUCUGUGAUAAUGCCUGGCGCACUGCCACUUCCAUCAGACACGCACCUACCGGUGGGAUCUGCCCCCGAGCGUCCCAUGCCCGGGUCCAUGACCCGUGGAUCUUCUGCAUUCUCUCAUCAAUCGUGGGCCACAGAGCCUGUGCGGUAUCCCCCACGGUUUUCACCGCUCCCCAGCUUCACGCAGCAUCCAGACUCGGUACCCGGCGGACUAUUAAAUGCAGAGCAGCAACAGCAAAUACUCGCAGGCGGUAGUUGGACAAGUGAUCUUUCCAUGAGCAGUGCUCUCCAGUCAGAGCCUGUCUACCCGAACCCACCACAGCAUAGGCGCUUGAGCUCGAUGGACGAGCGAGUCAAAUUCAUGGAUCCAGAUUGGGAUACGGAGUUUGAAACCUCGCAAAUUUUGCAUUUCGGUGCACAUCGGGUUGACGUUCGAGACCCGCACUUGAGAUUGCAUGAGUCUACUCGACUCCAAGCGUCCCAUCCUGGUCCCCAGUACCAGUUGUACCACCCCAAUCUGUCUGGUCCUUUGAUCCAGCAUGAUGGCCAUAUUUAUGCGCCUGCACACCCGGUGGAAGCAUACGGAGCCCGUCCGCGGAGCGGAAGCUCACCUACUCGUCCGAAUUAUGCUGGGCUGGGUGUGCGAUUCUGA
This is a messenger RNA of Penicillium salamii, 4566 nucleotides long. The record is from the annotation of a GenBank genome assembly. Lineage: Eukaryota; Fungi; Ascomycota; Eurotiomycetes; Eurotiales; Aspergillaceae.